This is a messenger RNA of Ruditapes philippinarum (Manila clam), 735 nucleotides long. Its product is annotated as complement C1q-like protein 4. The transcript is spliced from 3 exons. NCBI's taxonomy places the organism in Eukaryota, Metazoa, Mollusca, Bivalvia, Venerida, Veneridae. The coding region runs from base 76 to 696 and encodes 206 amino acids. Gene Ontology annotation, molecular function: protein binding. The record is from RefSeq and is a predicted model, not a curated record.
UUAGGUCAGUAUGGUAAGAUAAGACUUCUGUCACAAACAGCUUUAUAUUCUAUUCAUGCUAUUCUCCCGUCCGAGAUGUUAAAAACGUUGUUCUAUCUCGCCAGUUUUGUCGCUUUAGCGACAUUUUCAAAGCUGGAUGAAGGUGACAUUGACAUUAAGAGUCUGGCAAAGCAAAUGAAAGCUCUGCAAAAUGAAGUCGAGGAUUUGAAAAAUAGGGUUCAGGUCUGCGAAAACAAUUCAGAAAAGCGAAGAUCAAAGAAGUUUUUGCUAUCAGACAACUUUGAAAAUGGUCCGGUAGCCUUUUCUUCAUAUGUGACUAACUACCAAAGCAACGUGGCUGAACACAAGACCAUCAGAUUUGAUGGCGCUGUCUUGAACGACGGAAAUGCAUACAACAACCACACUGGUAUUUUCACAUGCCCUGUCAGCGGUGUGUACCUGGUGUCGUUUUUCAUAGCUGAUCGAGACGUAAACCAGGUCCUAGUUCAGCUUAAUGUUGAUAAUACAAUUGUUUCUUCUGCCUGUGCCGAGACGAUACAAAAUCGUCAUAUAGACCAGGGCGGUAAUGUUGUGCUCGUUCGUCUGACAAAGGGGCAAAAUAUGUGGGUAGAGGUGAUCACUGGCAACGCCCAUAUUGAGAGUCAUGAUGCCUAUAGAUUCACGACAUUCUCUGCUGUGCUUUUGUAUGAGGUAUAAUAAUAAAAAAUGGAACAACAAGAAAAGAUUGAUAUAUUA